Messenger RNA from Ostertagia ostertagi, 690 nucleotides. The record is from the annotation of a GenBank genome assembly. NCBI's taxonomy places the organism in Eukaryota, Metazoa, Nematoda, Chromadorea, Rhabditida, Trichostrongylidae.
AUGUUUGCAUUAGUUCAAUUACAUGUCGAAUUUACUGCUGUGCAAAUACUUUUCUUUAUUCCUAAAAAUAACGUGGUGAUUCAUUCUGUCGCUCCCACAAGUUCAUUUUGUAAUAGUUCUUCCUACUUAUGCUCAAGACCAUCGCCGAUUUCAGGAGCAUGGGAACAAUACAGUGAGAAUUACUGCUUCGUGCAGAACACGUACUUUGUCCGACCAGAUAGCUACAUUCCGGACAGCGUGAUCGAUAGGGAAAACUCUGAAAUAGGUUACUACCAAUGGGUGCCGUUUAUACUCGGCAUACAAGCGAUUCUGUUCUAUCUACCGGCGAUGUUCUGGCGACUUUUCAACUGGCAAUCAGGAAUUGCUGUGAAAUCGCUAGUAAAAAUGGCGAGGGACACGACCGACAUGCAGCCGGAAAGGAAGCGAGAAGCCGUGAUGGUAGUCGGAGCCCAUAUUCAUGAUUCACUUCGCGUUCAGAGGAAAAUCUCUCAAUACAGUGAGUUUCGUUACUACCAAUGGGUGCCGUUUAUACUCGGCAUACAAGCGAUUCUGUUCUAUCUACCGGCGAUGUUCUGGCGACUUUUCAACUGGCAAUCAGGAAUUGCUGUGAAAUCGCUAGUAAAAAUGGCGAGGGACACGACCGACAUGCAGCCGGAAAGGAAGCGAGAAGCCGUGAUGGUAAAUCAAUAA